AUGCAUAUCAGAACGAGUCUGGCGCUGUUAAUCAGCCUACAAGUAGUUUCUCAAGUAGCAUCGUAUUGGCCGCCUUUGAGAAGUAAAGCUCAAGCCCAUGGCGGUGAAAGCUCAGCAUCUGAUACCGGCCUAUCAUCUGCUCGCGCAGACGCGUCUUUAGGCCGAAGCGACUUCGGCCGCUCUUCUGACUACCAUCCCGGAGGAUUAGGAGCCACCAGCGACGAUCCCAGCUCUGCGGGCUCCCCCGCUGCUGGCGGGACUGGCUCGGCCAGAACCAAAAAUCCAUCGUCUAAGUCUGGCUCUUCGGCUACGCUGUCUGAGUCUGACUCUGGAAGCUCUUCCGGCGGUCCCUAUGACGGAAGAGCUUACCAAGGCCAAGCUACGACCUAUGAUUCCAAAUGGUCUAUUGGAAACGCCCCGAUCCAAUUUUAUAACAAGAAUGGAGCCAGUCAAUAUUAUACUGCAAUCCAAGUGGCCGGCUCGAACAAGCCGAUCAAAUCUUUAGAAGCCCGGGCGACUGGUUCAUCUUCUGACAAAACUUCUCGCGUCGGUCGUGGUUCUAGUGCUUCUGGCGGUGUUGGUGAUGGCCAGGAAGGAUGGAUCAAAUUGGUCAGACAGUCCAACUCUAACCAUUUCGGCCCGCCGAAUGGGAAGGGAGGUCUUGGAACUUCGGCUGACCUGAGAGUGACUUGCGAUGACGGCAAGCAAUUCGUCACCAAAGGUGUCAACUUAAUCGACUCCACUCACCCGACCCCGGCCUCCGGAAACUGUUCUUAA
Molecule: messenger RNA, 777 nt
Organism: Puccinia triticina
Lineage: Eukaryota; Fungi; Basidiomycota; Pucciniomycetes; Pucciniales; Pucciniaceae
Exons: 4
Coding region: 1-777 (258 amino acids)
Source: RefSeq, a predicted model, not a curated record